CACAACAACAAAUGCAUAACCUCACUGAAAAUCAGUCACGACGUUCUCUUAACGGCAUACCAGCGCCAAUGUUCAUUCCAGACGAACAUAUCCCUGGUAUUCUUGCCUUGCUUCCCGUCAAAUCUCUCCUUCGAUUUAGGUGCUUGAGUAAGUCACAUGACUCUCUCAUCUCCAGUCCCACCUUUGUCAAAUUGCACCUUACUCGAUCUGCACGUAAUAUGGACUUGACUCUUGUAUCUACUUCUGAUGACAAUGUCCUAUCUUUCACAAUUUUUCGUUUGCAUCAAAACCCUCCAAUCAUUUUCAAUCUUCCAGAAGAUCCUUACUAUCAACUUGAUGACAAACACGGCCUCGACAUAGUUGGCUCUUGCAAUGGAUUACUCUGCUUGUUUGGCCAUUCUUUCACCGCUAAUUUCGACAUUGAGACGUGGAUACGCUUUUGGAACCCAGCCACGAGGACAAUAUCUGAAAAAUUAGGAUAUACUAUUCAUAACAACCUACAUUUCCAUCAUAAUUUGACGUUUUGUUAUGUUAACUCAACCGACACUUAUAAGGUGGCGUAUUUAGUUCCAAAUACAAAUAAUGUAUGUGUUUUUAGUAUUGGCGAUAAUGUUUGGCGAAAUAUUCAAAACUCCCCCUUGGAUCAUGGUUAUUCGUUAAAUGUUGCAAACUUGGGUAAGAGUAUUAAUUGGCUGGCAAUCCAUGAUUACCGCUCCCAUUAUGAUUGCAACAAUAUUACUAUUCAGCAAUUUAUCAUUAUUUCUCUUGAUUUGGGUACUGAAACACAUUCUCAGCUUUUGCCUCCUCAAGGCUUCAUGGAAGUGCCGAUUGUUGCACCAUAUCUAAGUGUGCUAAAGGAUUGUCUUUGUUUUUCACAUGAUUACAAACAAACUCAUUUUGUAAUAUGGGAAAUGAAGGAAUUUGGAGUUGGAGAUUCAUGGAUUCAACUUUUUAAAAUUAGUUAUAAUAAUCUUCAAGUAUACGAUCACUUGAAUGAUUCGGAGUUUCAUUUGUUUCCAUUAUUCCUCUCGGAGAAGACUGGUACACUUUUACUGACAAACGAUCUUGAAAGUCGGGCAAUUCUCUAUAACUGGAGAUAUAAUACAGUAGAAAGAGUCAAUAAACCUUGGUUCAACAACAUGAAUUAUGUUGAAAGUUUGGUUUCGUAUCAUUGAUAGGUUGUAUUCAUGGCAGCACGGUUGAAAAUUGUUGCAGCACAGUUUAACGUUUAUCAGCUCCUCUUUCGUGUAUGGUGUGAGCUUCCAGUGGCUGCAGUUUGCAUUGGUGUUUAGUAGUUUGUUUGUGUUUUUUCUCUGGUGCAGUUUAAGGUUCAGUGCUAAAUCUUUCAUCUCAGCAAGCCUAGAUUAAUGAAUAUUUAUUUUGUGUUUGGAUUUGUUUCCUUUUAGUUUUCUUUUGGUUUCUGUUUUUGGCAGUUUUGCUGUUAUCUGCUAGUGCCAGAGUUGCUGUAUCUUUCCGAACUUUUUCGGCUAUUUCUUGUUUGUAUUUCGA
Molecule: messenger RNA, 1509 nt
Organism: Medicago truncatula (barrel medic)
Lineage: Eukaryota; Viridiplantae; Streptophyta; Magnoliopsida; Fabales; Fabaceae
Product: F-box/kelch-repeat protein At3g23880
Exons: 2
Coding region: 12-1175 (387 amino acids)
Molecular function (GO): protein binding
Source: RefSeq, a predicted model, not a curated record